This is a messenger RNA of Sebastes umbrosus (honeycomb rockfish), 3184 nucleotides long. RefSeq names its product endothelin converting enzyme 2b (gene ece2b). The transcript has 18 exons. Gene Ontology annotation, molecular function: metalloendopeptidase activity. The record is from RefSeq and is a predicted model, not a curated record. NCBI's taxonomy places the organism in Eukaryota, Metazoa, Chordata, Actinopteri, Perciformes, Sebastidae. Gene Ontology annotation, biological process: protein processing. The coding region runs from base 1 to 2184 and encodes 727 amino acids. Gene Ontology annotation, cellular component: plasma membrane.
AUGUCUCUCUAUGUGGGGUUCAGGAAGGGCGGUGUGGACAUUCUGGGCAGGAGGACUCAGCUGGAGGUUCUGCUGUCGGUUCUGCUGCUGGCCGCCCUGCUGGCUCUGCUGGCCUGUCUGCUGGUUCUGGGUCUAGGAUUCAGCUCAGACAGUGGGCGUGGCCUGUGCCUGUCGGAGGCGUGCGUCACCGUGGCGAGUCAGAUGGUGGAGGCGAUGGACCGCGGCGCCGACCCGUGCCAGGACUUCUACCAGUUCGCCUGCGGAGGAUGGAUGAGGAAGAACCCGCUGCCUGACGGGCGGUCGCGCUGGUCCACGUUCAACAGCAUCUGGGACAAGAACCAGGCUCUGCUCAAACACCUGCUGGAGAACGGGACGUUUAACGGCAGCAGCGAGGCGGAGAGGAAGACUCAGUCCUACUACCUGUCCUGUCUCAACACCCAGAGGAUCGAAGAGCUGGCAGCUCAGCCUCUCAUAGACCUCAUCGCCAAGAUCGGCGGCUGGAACAUGACGGGUCCCUGGGAGAAGGACAACUUUAUGGAGGUUCUGAAGACGGUUUCUGGUCCGUACCGAGCUCAGCCUUUCUUCAGUGUCGGAGUCAAUGCUGAUCCCAAAAACUCCAACAGCAACGUCAUCCAGUUGGACCAAUCAGGACUCUUCCUGCCGUCCAGGGACUAUUACCUCAACAAGACAGCCAAUGAGAAGGUGCUGGUGGCGUACCUGGACUACAUGGUGGAGCUGGGGAUGCUGCUGGGGGGCGAGAGGAGCUCCACGCAGCUUCAGAUGCAGCAGAUUCUGGAGUUCGAGACGGCGCUCGCCAACAUCACCGUCCCACAGGACCAACGCCGAGACGAGGAGAAGAUCUACCACAAGGUCACCAUCUCUGAACUACAGCUGCUGGCUCCGGCCGUGGAGUGGUUGGACUACCUGUCGUCCUCUCUGUCCCCUCUGGAGCUGAACGACACUGAACCUGUCGUCCUGUACGCCAGAGAGUACCUGCAGCAGGUCUCUGACCUCAUCAACAGGACGGACCGCAGUCUGCUGAAUAACUACAUGAUGUGGACUCUGGUUCAGAAGAGCGUGGCCAGUUUGGAUCAACGCUUCGAGAACGCUCAGGACAAACUGCUGGAGAGUCUCUACGGGACCAAGAAGUCCUGCACCCCCCGCUGGCAGACCUGUAUCGGGAACACUGACGACACGCUGGGCUUCGCUCUGGGAGCGCUCUUCGUUAAGGCGACCUUCGACAAACACAGCAAAGAGAUCGCCGAGGAGAUGAUUAAUGAGAUCCGCUCAGCGUUUAAAGAAGCUCUGGACCGACUUAGCUGGAUGGACAAGCACACGAGACAGGCUGCUAAAGACAAGGCAGACGCGAUCUACGAUAUGAUCGGUUUCCCAGAAUUCAUCCUGGACCCCAAAGAGCUGGACGACGUGUUUGACGGGUAUGACGUGUCAGACGACAGCUUCUUCCAGAACAUGUUGAACUUCUACAACUUCUCAGCCCGAGUGAUGGCCGACCAGCUGAGGAAGACUCCCAACAAAGACCAGUGGAGUAUGACUCCUCCUACAGUUAAUGCCUACUACAUGCCCACUAAGAACGGCAUCGUCUUCCCUGCUGGGAUCCUGCAAGCUCCUUUCUACGCCCACGACCACCCCAAGGCGUUGAACUUUGGUGGGAUCGGGGUGGUGAUGGGUCACGAGCUCACGCACGCCUUCGAUGAUCAGGGUCGUGAGUACGAUAAAGAAGGUAACCUGAGGCCGUGGUGGCAGAACUCGUCGGUGGAGGCGUUCCGUCAGAGAACCGAGUGCAUGAUGGAUCAGUACAACCGCUACACCGUCAACGGGGAACACAUCAACGGGAAACAGACGCUCGGAGAAAACAUCGCCGACAACGGAGGACUGAAGGCUGCAUACCAUGCCUAUCGGUCGUGGGUCCAGAGGAACGGAGAGGAGAAGAGGCUUCCUGCCGUCAACCUGACCAACGAUCAGCUCUUCUUCGUGGGAUUUGCUCAGGUGUGGUGUUCAGUUCGAACGCCAGAGAGCGCUCACGAGGGCCUGGUGACCGACCCCCACAGCCCCCCCCGGUACCGAGUCAUCGGCACGCUCGCCAACUCGCCGGACUUCAGCCGCCACUUCAACUGUCCCGCGGGGACGCCCAUGAACACCGGGAGGCGCUGCGAGGUCUGGUAGACUGAAGAGGAACGGGGUCAGAGUGGGGGGUUCGGGGGUUAAUUAACAGGUCGGUAUGUUAGUUAGUCGGUUAACGAGUCAGAUUGUUAAUUGACAGGUGAGUUUGUUAAUUAGCCAGCUCGUUAGUGUCUUAAUUAGAGGAGCUUACCUGGAGGUGAUCAGGUGUUCAUUAAGGGUUAAUAUUAAUCUGUUCAUUAGAGACGUCAGACUGACUUCCUGUCUGCAACCUGAACGGACUCAGUGGACUUCACUCAGAGACACAAAGGACUGAUGAUGAUGAUGAUGAUGAUGAUGAUGAUGAUGAAGCCACAUGGGACGAUGUUGUUGAUUUCUGCUCUAUCACCGUUAUUGAUUAUUGUUAAUAUUAUUAUUGAUUAUUAUAAUUAUUACUGGGCUUUGGUUUGUGUGUGUGUGAAAGUGCUCUGUAACUCUCUCUGAUGACAUCACUGUGAUGACCUCAUACAAAGUUGAACUGUUUCAUCAUCAGUCGUGUGUGUGUGUGUGUGUGUGUGUGUGUGUGUGUGUGUGUGUGUGUGUGUGUGUGUGUGUGUGUGUGUGUGUGUGUGUGUGUGUGUGUCAAACCGUCGUCUGAUUAAUUAUUCAAUUAAGGACCAUUUUAAGGGACAAUUUUCAGGUUUCAACUUAAAUUUUGGGGUUAAUUAAUCAAUAAAUUGUCUUAUGAUAUAUUAUUAAAGGGUUUUAAUGGAUUAUUAACGUGGUUAUGGAGUUUUUAAGGGUUAAAAAAACACCUUAAAGUUGACCAAAUAGUAUGAAAGCUGACUGAACUUUCAUUGGAAGGAAUGGCUUUCAUGUUGUUCGGUCAAUUUCUAAGGGCUUUUUUUUAACCCUUAAAAGAUUCGUAAACCUUGUAGAUAAUGAAAUCUACAAUCCAUUAAUUAUCCCUUAACAUCCCAUUACAUUGUUCUUAAUUACGUCAUUAUUAAAGGGUGAAUUUAUGGAAUUUAAAUUUUAAAAAAUGAAGGGAUGUCAGUGAAUGAAA